Cololabis saira (Pacific saury) is the source of this 4282-nucleotide messenger RNA. It is a transcript of the gene morc2, whose product is annotated as MORC family CW-type zinc finger 2. Gene Ontology annotation, cellular component: nucleus. The record is from RefSeq and is a predicted model, not a curated record. The coding region runs from base 273 to 3473 and encodes 1066 amino acids. Gene Ontology annotation, molecular function: zinc ion binding. Lineage: Eukaryota; Metazoa; Chordata; Actinopteri; Beloniformes; Belonidae. The transcript has 29 exons.
GCGGGAUUUACGGAGAGCAGAGGAAACCAACCAUCGAUGUUGGGGAGAGCUUUCUGCGCGGCCUGUCGGAUUGUUUCAUGGUAAAGAACAGAAAACGCCUCCCACGUGGGCGCGCUGGCGGCACCUUUACCUGUCUGGUGAGAAGGCUUGAUAAGGCUCUUGACAUUUGUAAAACAUCCACUUUGUCUAAUGACAAAAGUUUUGCACUACAGCUAGUUUGACCAGGAAGAAGAUAAGUAGGUGGUCAAAAGGAAACAAGGAAGUUCUCUGACAUGGCAUACUCCGCCUACAGCAACUUGAGCAGGGCACAGCUUACCUUUGAGUACCUGCACACAAAUUCGACAACUCAUGAGUUCUUAUUUGGAGCCUUGGCAGAGCUUGUGGACAAUUCAAGGGAUGCCAAUGCCACAAGAAUCGACAUCUACACUGAAAAAAGACCAGAGCUGCGUGGUGGUUUUAUGCUCUGUUUUUUGGAUGAUGGUAUUGGGAUGGAUCCCAGUGAGGCAACCCAUGUGAUUCAGUUUGGAAAGUCAAACAAACGGUCUCCUGAGUCCACCCAGAUUGGCCAAUACGGCAAUGGAUUAAAAUCUGGCUCAAUGCGAAUCGGGAAAGACUUCAUCUUGUUCACAAAAAAGGAUACCACACUGACUUGCCUUUUCCUAUCAAGGACUUUUCAUGAAGAGGAGGGACUUGAUGAGGUGAUUGUACCUCUUCCCUCCUGGGAUCUGAAGACUAGAGAGCCACUGACUUUUGAUCCGGAGAAGUAUGCAAUUGAGACUGAGCUAAUCUUCAAAUACUCACCUUUCAAAAAUGAACAGCAGCUGAUGGAGCAGUUCAACAAAAUAGAGGGCAGCAGUGGCACACUUGUGAUCGUCUAUAAUCUAAAGCUGAUGGACAAUGGAGAGCCAGAGCUUGAUGUAGACACGGAUCACCAGGAUAUACUGAUGGCUGGGACACUUGUUGAGGGAGUUAAGCCAGAGAAGAGGUCAUUCAGGGCAUAUACCGCUGUUUUGUACAUUGACCCACGCAUGAGGAUUUUUAUCCAAGGACAUAAAGUCAGGACUAAGAGACUCUCCUGCUGUCUUUACAAACCAAGGGUAUAUAAAUAUACAUCAACUCGUUUCAAAACACGUGCUGAACAAGAAGUGAAAAAGGCAGAUCACCUUGCAAAGAUUGCGGAAGAGAAGGCGAAAGAGGCAGAGAGCAAACGUGUAGCAUUGGAGGCCAGAUUAAGCAGUGAUCUCUCAAAAGAUUCACGGGCUGUUUUGCGAAAAGUUCAGGAUUCAGCCAUGAUGCUGCGAAGGGAAGCUGACAUGAGAAAAAGGAGUCUUGAAGCCAAACAGAAAGCAUUAAAAGAACCCAAGGACUUGAAUUUUAUAUUUGGGGUAAAUAUUGAACAGAGAGACUUGGACGGGAUGUUUGUGUACAAUUGCUCUCGGCUCAUCAAGAUGUAUGAGAAGACUGGGCCCCAGCUGGAGGGAGGCAUGGCGUGUGGUGGCGUGGUUGGAGUUGUAGAUGUCCCAUAUUUGGUUCUAGAGCCUACUCACAACAAACAAGACUUUGCAGAUGCAAAGGAGUAUCGACACUUACUGAAAUCCAUGGGGGAGCAUUUAGCUCAGUACUGGAAGGACACCAACAUUGCCCAGAAAGGCAUAGUGAAGUUCUGGGAUGAGUUUGGAUACCUGUCAGCCAGUUGGUCUGCACCGCCAUCAUCAGAAUUGAGAUACAAGAGGCGUCGUGCAAUGGAAAUGCCACUCACCAUUCAGUGUGAUAAAUGUUUGAAGUGGAGAACUCUGCCUUUCCAAAUGGAUGCAGUGGAUAAACGCUACCCAGAUAGUUGGGUGUGUCUCAUGAACCCUGACAGCCACCAGGACAGGUGCGAUGCUCCGGAACAGAAACAGAAUUUGCCAUGUGGCGUUUUGAGGAAAGACAAAGUAACAGCUGAAGACAAACAGAAGGAGCUAGCAGAGAAAAUCAAACAGCAGCAGGAGAAACUAGAUGCCUUGCAGAAAACCAGCACAAUUAAAUCUUCAGCAGAUAUCAAAAAGCUACCCUUGGAGGUCAGCAUGAAGCCAACAGAAAGCUCCUCUCAGAGAACUAGGUCUUCUGAAAGGUCUGUAACCCGCCCACGGUCCCCCCCACUCCCAGCUCACCUCAAAAAUGCCCCGAGUGCUCCCCCAACACGUACCGCUUCUCAGCGUUCCAGCCGAGCACCUGCGCCCCCUCCUGCACCACCUAAAGUUGAAGCAUCCAGGUCCAGAGCUGCGGCAAAGCCUCCCCCACCUGCAGUAAAGCCUGCACCAAAAACUACUGCCAAAACACCUCCACACAGCCGCAGCUCACGAAGCUCUACCAAAGCAUCCUCAGUGAAACCAGCAGCAACUGGAAAGCGUAAGAGAAUAAUUGUGCAGGACAGUGGGGAUGAAGAAGAUGAUGAGGAGGAGGAGGAAGAAGACGAGGAGGAAGAGGAGGAGGAGGAGGAAGAGGAGGAGGAGGAGAAGAAAGACAGUGAAGAUGAGUCUGAAGAAGAGCCACAGGCAAAGAAAUCCAAAAUGGCCACAUCUGCCAGUAAUCAUGGUAAAGUGGUAGAGAAGUCUCUGAUCCCCAAACGUGGCAAGUUGGACGAGGUUAAAUCACAUUCUCAGCCAGAAAAGAAACGGGUAUCUUCUCCUGCACGGCUGCAACCAAUCACACCAAACUCUGUUAGUGUGGUCAAAUCCAAUUCGACGCAAAAGCCAAGUGCUAAAGAAAAGGUGGCACCUGAGAAAACUCCACAGAAGGAACUGGAGAUUGAUAAUAAAAAUGCUCAGAGAGAUAAGGGUCUGCUGGUGGAAGUACGUGUCAAUAAGGAGUGGUACACUGGAAAAGUUGUUGCCGUGGAGGCAAAUAAACAGAAUGUUCGCUGGAAAGUAAAGUUUGACUACGUACCGCGAUCUACGCCCAAAGACCGGUGGGUGUUUAAAGGUAGUGAUGACGUUAGGUUGAUGCGGCCACCAUCCCCAAUUUCUCAGACGCCUGAUACCCAGCAGGAAAGUGAGAGGGGUCCGGCACCCAUGGAGCCAGACACUACUCAACCUGGAACCAGUCGAGAGGUGACUGACAGCCUGACCACCAUGUUGAGAACAAUGCUGCGUUAUUUUUUCCCUCCUGCAUUUCGAAUUCCAAAGGAUGAUGUUAAUGGAAUGACAGCUGAAGAUUUGAUGGCCUUUCCUUUGAAAGAGUAUUUCCAGGCGUAUGAAUCGGGUCUCCAGUCACUGUGCAAUUCGUACCAGAACAGAGCUGAUGCCAGGGCUAGGGCCGUGGAAGAGAAAAACACCAGCACUGAGGUCAAACUGAAGGAGGCAGAUGAGAAACUACAGAAACUCCGAACAAAUAUUGUAGCACUUCUGCAGAAAGUACAAGAGGACAUCGAUAUAAACACAGAUGAUGAACUUGAUGCCUACAUAGAAGACCUCCUCACUAAGGGUGAUUAAAGACUAGCCAGAAGCAAAACAGAAGAGAAAAUUGACAUAACUUGUAGUUUUCAGUAAAGCUUUUACUCCAAGGACUUUUUGCUUGUUGGCUGUGAAUAUUUGGAUUGUUUUCAUUUCUUAAUCACACCACUUGUUAAAUCUUUUUUUUUUUUUUUUCAUACAUUGUUGGUUAGCCUCUGCUUUUUUUUCUUCCCCCUUUCAGUCCUUUUUUAUAUACCUGCUUGUAAACUAAACAUUUAUCUGUUAAAAACCUGGUAUUCCAGUUGAAUUUUGUGAAGGUUUAAUGUAUACCCUUUUAUGUAGCCAGUUUGAGUCAAGUUAACAUUGGUUUUAUCUUUUAAUUCUCAAUCAUUUGAGUAUUGCACAGUGAGUGGCAACACAAGAGUCUCAAUACUUGGGAUUAACGGUUUGUGCUCUUUAAAGUAUAACUUUUUUACUAGAAAAUGGGAAAAAGUGUUGCCCUUAUUCUUUCUCCAUCCUGGUCAGUGAACCAAGUUAAUUUUACUGCUAUGUGAGAUGCUACAUCCACAAAGACUCCUUACUGGGUUUUAUCAGUAUGAAUAUUCCUUCAUAUCCUCUCUACAAGUAAGCUAUGACUGUCCUGUGUUUAUGAUAAAAAAAAAAAAAAAAUCUUAUGUGCAAACUUGUAUGUUCAGAAGUAUUCAGUGCCUGUAUUUCUUUUGAAAAUAUUUUUAACAUACCAUGAAAAUGUUUUAUUGAACACUGCAUGCUCUCAGUCUUGUUCUGAGUGGAACAAGUGGUUCUGUAUUUUUGACAAAUCUGUACUCGAAACAAUAAACCAGGCUCAG